UCUGUAGAUGAGCUCUAACUCUGUGGUGCUGCGGCCGCAGUAGAGCCUGAAAACUGAUAAAACAGCAUGAGGUGUUCAAUCUGGGCGGAUAAAACUUGUCAUAGUUAUAGAUGAUCUAAACGGGGCAUUAGAUUUGAUAUUUAGGCUGAAGCGAGUGGACUGACAAGCUGAGAAAUAAAACAUGACAGCCAACGAGGAGCAGGAGAUGGAGUUGGAAGCUCUGCGUUCAAUUUAUGAAGGGGACGAUUGCUUCAAAGAGCUGAGUCCUGUCUCCUUCCAGUUCAGGAUAGGAGACCUUAAUGAGUCAAAAUCAUUCCUGUUGGACGUCUCAUGGCCAGAGACGUAUCCUGAAACUGAGCCUCAUAUAUCCUUAGAUGCCUUUUUCAACAACAGAAUCUCUCCAGAGACCAAGCAGUUAAUAAUCAGCAAGAUGCACGAGCAGGUGGAGGCGAACCUGGGCAGUGCCAUGAUGUACACUCUGUUCGAGUGGGCCAAAGAAAACCAGGAGAUGCUGAUGGAGAAUCACCAGCCCGUCAUGUCUGCUGUGACCCUGGCUUCUAACAGCGAUGUCAACAGUCCAGUCUCCGUCAGUAAGAAAAAGGAGAAAAAAGAACAACUCACGAAGGCACAGAAAAGGAAAAUGAUCGGAAGAACUGAUAAAGGUGAACUGCCCCGAGGCUGGAACUGGGUGGACGUUAUCAAGCACGUGAGUAUGUUUUAAUUUUUUUUGGAACAAAUAUGUAAUAGUGUUAGCGUUUCUCCAUGCUUUCACACCUCUGUUGUCCAUCCCACGUGUUUAAUGACUAAUUUCUAUGACAGCUGAGCAAAACGGGAGGAAAAGAGGACGGCUAAAGAAACGACUCUUGAGCAUCACGUGUUGAAGGAGAGACAGAUUUACUGACGGACUGAUUGAGAAGAAAAGUCUACCAUGACUUGAUUUUAAAGAGAGUUGAAAUGAACCAUGAUUUGGAUGAACUGAUGAAGCUGCUGUUUGUUUGUGUGCGACGCUGAGGCACAUGACAAGAGCAUAAAAUAUCUUCUGCCAAAAUAAUACCUCCUUCUAGAUUCACAGAUGUGACUGUAACAGCGAGCACAUGCUGUGUAAACAACAAGAGCAUAAUGAAUUGUCUCAAAGUGUGUGCUGAGGGCAGACCGGGCCCCGUCUCUUCACAUUAAGGGCCUUUAUUGACCCAGUCCCUGGGUGCAUGUUGAUUUAAGCAGCCGAUUGAUUUUUGUAUUGAACAGUGUGUGUAAAAAGUGGCAAUGUUGACAGCUUAGGGAGCAUUGUGGUUUGAUCAAGUGAAUCUUGGUUUGCAUUUGUACCAGUUUUUAGCCUGUUUUUUUUUUUUUCCCCUUUCAGUUAUUUAUUGUGCAUAUUUUUGACACAAUAUAAAAAUCUUUUGGAAGGUUUAA
This is a messenger RNA of Neoarius graeffei (lesser salmon catfish), 1413 nucleotides long. RefSeq names its product RWD domain containing 4 (gene rwdd4). NCBI's taxonomy places the organism in Eukaryota, Metazoa, Chordata, Actinopteri, Siluriformes, Ariidae. Gene Ontology annotation, molecular function: protein binding. The record is from RefSeq and is a predicted model, not a curated record. The coding region runs from base 182 to 721 and encodes 179 amino acids. The transcript is spliced from 7 exons.